AAGCUUGAAUCAAAGCUGCCAACACAAAGAUACUAAAAUUCAGAAAUAACUUGUCGCAAAUCCACCAUUUUCCCUUUGUAACUUACCGGUGUUCAAAACACGUACGCGUGUUAAAAUAACAAAAUGAACACGGAAAAGCUGAAGAAACUGCAGUCACAAGUGCGCAUUGGGGGCAAAGGCACACCAAGGCGUAAGAAGAAGGUUGUGCACGCGACUGCGGCUACAGAUGACAAGAAAUUACAGUCUUCCCUCAAAAAGCUAUCAGUGAACACUAUUCCUGGUAUCGAGGAGGUUAAUAUGAUAAAGGAUGACGGUACAGUGAUACAUUUUAAUAACCCCAAGGCCCAGGCUUCGCUUGCCGCAAACACUUUUGCGAUCACCGGUCAUGGGGAGAACAAGCAAAUCGCGGAAAUGCUCCCUGGCAUUUUAAGCCAGCUCGGGCCCGAAGGCUUGAACCAGCUAAAGAGACUCGCGUCGAGCGUCGCCGCGCCAAAACCACAUGAAGAGGACGACGAAGUACCUAACCUUGUCGGAAACUUCGACGAGGCUUCCAAACAGGAGGCCAAGGAAGUCAUAGCCGAAGACAAGGAAAAGAAAGAUGAGAAAAAAGAAACAGAAACCAAAGCUGCAGACAAGAAAACCGACUAAACAACCCAUCCACUUAAUUUGAUCGGUCUAGUUUUUAAUUUUGCUCAUCCGAUGAAGUGAUUUUAAUGCUAGGGUUUCUAAAGGCUCACGAGGUGUGUCUCAAACUUGUUUUUUUAGUUUGAACUGUUUUGUGUUCCUGAAUAAAUGUAUUUCGAAUUUAUUGUUUCGCAUUUAUUGUAGAAAUCGUAAUUAUGUAAAUGUGUAUUGUGGUAUACAAUGGAACAUCACUUUUUCUUUUUUAUUUUACUCGGGCCUUUGGAAAUCCUUUAUACAGCCAUCUCUACUUUGAAUCGAUAAUGCUUGUCUCCUUUUCCAUGCACUAAUACUUACUGUAAUGUAACAUAAAAGGGAAAUGUGUCGAUUUUCUCAUAAAUAGGCCUUAGCUAAGUGUUGUAAUUAACCUAUUGUUGAGAUAUUGGCUAUAUAGACACAUAAAUAUACAAAAUCUAUUGCAUAUUAUACAUUAUUUUUGUCAGCGCACCAGAAAAUAGCGAUAUAAUAAUAUGUAUAGUAAAUAAAGGUGUAGAUCACCUUAUAAUAUUUUUUAAUAAUGGUAUUUUCUAAAGUUGUUGGUUCAUGACGUCUGGUUGAAAGAAUUGCUUUCUCAUUUUAAAAAUAAAGUUAAAUAGGUUUAAAAAAUGAAAGUUUAGUCACAGAUUAGCUCUUUAGGAUAACAGAGCUAACAUUGUAUAAUAAAACCAUAAAAAUUGCAAAAUGUAAAAGAUUGGAGUUUUGAGAAUAAAAACUUUGGUCCAGGAA
Molecule: messenger RNA, 1407 nt
Organism: Ostrinia nubilalis (European corn borer)
Lineage: Eukaryota; Metazoa; Arthropoda; Insecta; Lepidoptera; Crambidae
Gene: bic
Product: transcription factor BTF3 homolog 4-like
Exons: 2
Coding region: 124-648 (174 amino acids)
Cellular component (GO): nascent polypeptide-associated complex; cytosol
Source: RefSeq, a predicted model, not a curated record